GAAGCGAGAGCACGCUCGUGUCAGACUCCGUAGCUUCAUUCAUUCAUUCUGAAUUCAAAAUAUCUGUAUUAAAUCAGCAUGGCGAAGUGGGGAGAAGGAGACCCUCGCUGGAUCGUGGAGGAGAGAGCGGAUGCCACAAACGUCAACAACUGGCACUGGACGGAGAGGGACGCCACAAACUGGUCAUCGGAGAAGCUGAAGGAGCUGCUCAUGGGAUUGUGGGUGGAGAAUGAAGAAGGCAAGUGUGAGAUCACAGAGGUCAGCAAGGUGGAGGGAGAAGCAUCCAUCAAUAAUCGCAAAGGGAAGCUGAUUUUCUUCUACGAGUGGAAUCUGAAGGCCACCUGGACAGGGACAUCAAAAUCAGGCAUCAAAUACAAGGGGAACAUUGAAGUUCCAAACCUUUCGGAUGAAAAUGACAUGGACGACCUUGAUGUCAGUGUGAGUCUUUGUAAAGAUGAGCCUGAGACGGCGCUGCUUUCUCUGAUGAGGAGGGAGGGAGCCGAUCAAAUUCGCACGGCGCUGGCCGGCUAUGUGGGCUUCCUCAAAACAGAGUUCACACAGGGCAUGAUCCUGCCAACAGCCAAUGGUGUGACGAAACAAACAGCCCAGGCAACAACUAAGACAAGCAAAACUCAGAUUGGCUCAUGUAGCGCUGCUCCUCCUCCUUCCAACACAGGGGUAAAAAUCCCCACCUGCAAGUUCUCGUUAAAGGACACUUUCCUCACCUCACCAGAAGAGCUUUACAGGGUGUUUCUCAAUCAGGAGAUGGUUCAGGCUUUCACACGCAGUGGUGCCAUGGUUGAGGCUGAAAAAGGUGGGAAGUUUCGCCUGUUGGACGGAAACGUGAACGGAGAGUUCCAGGAACUGGUACCUGAGCAGAAGAUAGUCAUGAAAUGGAGGUACAAUACAUGGCCUUGUGAGCACUAUGCGACGGUGACAUUGACUUUCACAGACAAGGGUAAUGAGACGGAGUUAAAGAUUGAGUGUCGGGCAGUUCCUGAAAAUGAAGAGGAACGAACACGAGAUGGCUGGCAGAGGUACUACUGCCACGCUAUUAAACAGACAUUUGGCUACGGCGCACGACUCUGCUGAGGCCAGGAUGUAGCGGCCGCUCUUUUUGGCUCUUUUCUUUGUUUUAUUGUUUUUAUUUUUCAUUUCGCUCCACCUACAAAUAAGAGAAGGAUCUAAGUGUGACUCUACUGAACAGCAGGCAUCACAUUGUUCCAUUGUCACGAUUCUUUAUUUGGAUGAUUUUGAAGUUUAGAGGAAAUAGAGAAAAAGAUCAAAAAGUCAGAACUGAACGAG
Molecule: messenger RNA, 1305 nt
Organism: Rhinichthys klamathensis goyatoka
Lineage: Eukaryota; Metazoa; Chordata; Actinopteri; Cypriniformes; Leuciscidae
Gene: ahsa1b
Product: AHA1, activator of heat shock protein ATPase homolog 1b
Exons: 9
Coding region: 79-1092 (337 amino acids)
Biological process (GO): positive regulation of ATP-dependent activity; protein folding
Cellular component (GO): cytosol
Molecular function (GO): ATPase activator activity; protein-folding chaperone binding
Source: RefSeq, a predicted model, not a curated record